AUGGAUGAACAAGGAAAAAUAGAUGAAAAUCUUUAUUCAAGAAUGAUGGGCGCGUAUGGAGUCGAAGCAGUUGGAAAAUUAGUAAAGCUUCGUAUUUUCAUAUCCGGACUUCGUGGAGUCGGUAUUGAAAUUGCAAAAAAUCUAAUCCUAAGUGGACCUUCAGUAGUAUGUCUACAUGAUGAUGGUUUAUCUUAAUUAACCGAUAUGAGCUGUAAUUUUUACUUAUAAAAGAAUCACAUAGGUUAAUAAACACGAGCUGAGGCAUGUUUAUCUAAUUUAACUGAAUUGAAUCCUUAUUGUAAAGUAUAUGUUCAUAAAGGAUAAAUAACUCCUGAAUUAUUAAACAAUUUCGAUGUAGUAGUAAUUACAGACGAAUAUAGAUAAGACAGACUUAUUGAAAUAAAUGAAUAUUGCAGAUAAAAUCAAAAAGGUUUUAUAUAUUCUGGAAUGUUAGGUUUAUACGGUUUCACAUUUGUCGAUUUCGGGGAAAAACAUAAUAUUUUCGAUACUAAUGGAGAGGAACCACGAAAUUCAAUAGUAGUGGGAGUAACUACUGAUAAUAAUGAUUGUAUAGUGACUGUACAUGAAGAUAAAAGACACGGCUUUUAGACUGGAGAUUAUGUAACUUUUAGGGAAGUAUAAGGAAUGAUUGAGUUAAAUGAUUAAGUUUUCAAAAUAGAAGAAAGAUCACCUUUUACUUUUAAAUUAAUAACCGAUAAAGAUGUUACUUAGUUCUCUAGAUAUAUAAGGGAAGGGAUUGUAGAGUAAGUAAAAAUGCCUGUCACUAUGUAAUUUAAGAGUUUAAAAGAUUCCCUAUAACACCCAUAUGCCCUAAAUAAGAAUGAAUUAGAUAAUUGUGAUUGGGAAAAAUUUGGAAGACCGGAAUAAUUACAUUUAGCUUUUGUGGGCUUAUUAGAGUUUUUUAAAUAGACUGGAAAUUUACCUUAAUUAAAUAGCGAAAAUGAUGCCUAGAAAUUAUUCUAGAUUGUAAAAGAUUCUAAUGAUAAGAAUAAGUAAAUGGAUGUCGAAUAAGUCUUAAGAGUAGAAGAAAUAGAGGAAAGUUUAAUUAAAAAUGUCGCUUUAUAUUCUAGAGCUUAAAUUUCACCUUUGGCAAGUUUCUGGGGAGGUAUUGUAGCUUAAGAAAUUGUUAAGUUUACAGGAAAAUAUACUCCUUUAAGACAAUGGUUACAUUAUGAAUGCUUUGAGGCUCUCCCAGAGGAUUAGAAUGUAAAUAGGAGCCCUUUGAAUUCCUAAUAUGAUGAUUAUGUGAGUAUUUUUGGAAGAGAUUAUUUCCAAAAGAUUGCUUAAGCGAAAACUUUUUUAGUCGGAGCAGGCGCUUUAGGCUGUGAGUAUUUAAAGAUGUUCGCUUUAAUGGGUUUAGGUGUUGAGAAUGGAGGAAUUACAGUAACUGAUGACGAUUAGAUCGAGAUGUCGAACUUAAAUAGGUAAUUUUUAUUCAGAAAAGAUAAUAUAGGAUAAUCUAAGUCUGAAUGUGCAGGAAAUGCGGCUAAAAAAAUGAACCCGAGUUUGAACGUAAAAGCUUUAAAGGAAAGAGUUGCACCGGAAAACGAGAGAAUUUUCAAUGAUUAAUUCUGGGAAAGCCUUGAUUUUAUUGUAAACGCAGUAGAUAAUGUAAAAGCGAGACUUUUUGUAGACGGAAGAUGUGUAUGGUAUGGAAGACCACUUUUUGAAAGUGGUACAUUAGGUACAAAGUGUAAUUCUUAGGUUGUUUUGCCAAGAUUAACUUAGUCUUAUGGAGAUUCAGUUGAUCCUCCAGAGGAAUCUAUACCUUUAUGUACUUUAAAGAACUUCCCUUAUUAAAUUGAACAUACUAUAUAGUGGGCUAGGGAUUAUUUUGAGGGAGUUUUUGUUGAAGGGCCUAAUGAUUGUGCGAAGUUUGUGGAAAAUUAGAAAGGUUAUUUGGAAAAAAUUACUAAGGAGUUAAAAAAUAAACCUGGUAUGUUAAGAGGAAAACUUGAAAUUAUUCAAAAAUUAGUUUAGGCUUAUAAUUAAAAUUCUUAUGAAAGUUGUGUUGAAUUAGCUAUGCAUAUGUUUUAGGAAAUUUUCCAUAAUUAAAUCUAAUAAUUAUUAUAUUCAUUCCCUUUGGACCAUAAAACUGAGUCGGGAUAACCGUUUUGGUCUGGACCGAAGAGACCUCCUUAACCAGCAGUUUUUGAUAUAAAUGAUGAAACUCAUUUUAUGUUUGUGUAGGCUACAGCUAAUAUUUAUGCUCAUAUUUUCGGGUUGAAAUAUUGCGAAGAUAAAGAUUAUAUAAGGAAAAUUAGCUAAGUGGUGAAGUUGGAGGAAUUCAAACCAAAAAAAUUACUAUAAAGUUAGAUGAUAAAGGAACUUUCUAAUACUAAAAUUGUGGCGAAAAAUCAUAUGAAUACAAUUGAAUUCGAAAAAGAUGACCCGACAAAUUGGCAUAUAGACUAAGUUUCUGCUGUAUCUAAUUUAAGAGCCAGAAAUUAUAAAAUUAAAGAAAUAUCCAAAUUUAAAGUUAAAAUUAUUGCAGGAAAAAUUAUACCCGCACUCGCGACGACUACAGCGAUGAUUGUUGGGGCUGUAGGUAUUGAGAUUAUUAAACAUAUAUUGUAAAAACCUUUAAAUAAAAUGAAAAAUGCGUUUAUGAAUCUAGCUUUGCCUUUAUGGAUUUUCUCAGAACCUGAUCCACCUAUUAAGGCUAAAGAUAAAGAAUAUGAUCCUAUUUUAAUGGGAAAGGUUAAGGCUAUUCCUCCUGGAUUUACUACUUGGGAUAAACUUUUUGUUAAAGGACCUAUGACUAUAGAUUAGUUGAAAAAAUAUUUCAAUGAAAAAUAUUAGGUAGAAAUUUCAAUUAUGAGCGUGGGGAAAGUUUGCCUUUAUAAUUCUUAUUAAUCAGAUUCUGCUUAAAGAUUAAAAAUGGAUGUCACUGAGGCUGUGGUGAAAAUUGGAGGCAUUAAAAUACCAGAUUAUAAAAAAUUCUUAGAAUUAGAAAUCUGUGCAGAAACUAUUUCAGAUGAACCUUGUGAUGUUAUAAUGCCAACUAUUAAAUAUGCAAUGAAAUGAUUAUUUAUUUUAUUUAAAAAAUAUAAAUAUUUUGAAAAUAUUUAAUAAAAAAAAAAAUAUUUAUUAAAUAAUUUAAUAUUUAUUGAAUUUUAUAAAAGAUUACUAUAUAUAUAUUAUUCAAUAUUUAAAAAAUUUAUUUUUAUUUAUUGAUU
Messenger RNA from Ichthyophthirius multifiliis, 3200 nucleotides. RefSeq names its product ubiquitin-activating enzyme e1, putative. Gene Ontology annotation, molecular function: SUMO activating enzyme activity. NCBI's taxonomy places the organism in Eukaryota, Ciliophora, Oligohymenophorea, Hymenostomatida. The transcript has 4 exons. Gene Ontology annotation, cellular component: SUMO activating enzyme complex; cytoplasm. Gene Ontology annotation, biological process: protein sumoylation. The record is from RefSeq and is a predicted model, not a curated record.